This is a messenger RNA of Paramacrobiotus metropolitanus, 1921 nucleotides long. RefSeq lists its product as uncharacterized. The record is from RefSeq and is a predicted model, not a curated record. Gene Ontology annotation, cellular component: RNA polymerase I transcription regulator complex. NCBI's taxonomy places the organism in Eukaryota, Metazoa, Tardigrada, Eutardigrada, Parachela, Macrobiotidae. The transcript is spliced from 10 exons. Gene Ontology annotation, biological process: transcription by RNA polymerase I. The coding region runs from base 144 to 1706 and encodes 520 amino acids.
UCUGUUUUUUUGUUGUUUUAUGAUUAUGACCAUCAGCUGUGCGCUCUACUCCGCAGUUACAGGAUCUUAUUUUUCGUGGAGUAAACGUGAGCAGUUUUGUUGGUUAGGUUGAUAUAUUCAAGAGGAUUUUCUAUGCCUGUGAAAUGGUGGACGCCGAGGACGCGGAGGAAACUGCGUACAGCAGACACAUGGUGUUCCGCGGCCCGAUUGACUGGCGCAAAUGCCGUCAGAUCCUCGUCCACUGCAUCGCCCAUCGCCAGUUCAAGCUGGCCUUCAAGAUCCUGGAAUCGAUGCUGCAUAAGGCCGCCUUCACGCAGGAGACCUGGAUCUGGAGGAUCGUUCUGGUUGUGCUGGCCAACACUCCCAACGUCGGGGAUCACAUUUAUCGACAGUGUUUCAGGAUGCUGCAUUUCACCAAAACAUCGGACUACGAUGAACGGCGAAUGUCUCUGUAUUUUCUGCUGGAAAAACUAGGAAAAAGCAAACUAGCGCGUGACAUUUUAGAGAAAGACAUGCCGAAGCGAAUGUGGGCGCCGUGUAUGCGCAGCAUGUUUAAAGGACCGCUGGCGGAGUACGAGAUCUAUUCCCGCGCCCAGCUGCAGAUGACGCGAGCCGUUUGUGGUUUCUGGAAGCCCCCGGUGGAGGAUGAUGAGGAAGAUGCUGUGUUUUCACUGCUUCCGCUCGGCAGAAUCCAAGAAGGCGACAAACGGUUAGGAGAAGACGACCAAAACCCCAACGGCAGUGAGUCUGGUCAAGCGCUACUGGAUCAGUUGCUGCAGCCCGGCUCGAAGAUUGUCGAGGAUUUCAGUUACGCUGAAUUCCGUCGCAUGUUUCGUACCUUUGUGACAGCCACGGAGAAUGCCGGUUAUUUUGUUCUGUUUUUGAUUGAGAUACUGGAAAGAUAUAACGACGUGGAUUAUCUGGAAAGUGUCCUAAUCGAGUAUGCAGCGAAAAAUCCCCUGAAUCCCUGGGCUUUGUCGUACAUCAUCGAUUUCUACCUGAAAUAUAAACCCGACGAACCGGAACUGCGAUGGCCAUUCCUUAAGAAUUUGGCACAGAUAGAUCCGUUCGGGAAAUGCGUGACUCAGUACUGCCAGGACUAUCUUCAGCAAGAGAGUCCCGACAGCCCGGUGGAGAUGUUGCACAUUGUAUUCCGCGCACUGAACCAACCGCAGCAGAAAUGCAACGUCUUGUGUUGGACGGCUUUAGCGCGUCUGUUACGAAAUUUUGAUUUUGAUGACGACAGUGAGCAGCAGUUGUUGAGCGCUUUGAAGGAGUAUUGGUUGGAUGCGUAUAGCUUUUGGCCCAAAUACCAUUUCCGGCUUAUUAGUCAGGCGGAGAAAGAUGACAGUGAUCUCCUGUACAAUAAAAUUCAAGUGUGCAUUGGGAUGUUUGGGCCCGAUCAUAGCUACGUGAAAGAAACGGUGGAAUUUUUAUCGCACAAAAAGCGGCUAAAAUUAGAAAAAUCGCAAGCCGGUUUACAAUCGUGUCAUCAGCGGUUAGCUUGUUCAGUGCAGUAUCCAUUAUUUGCCCCGAAAACGGUGUCCGAACCCACAUUCACGAUGGAGAAUCUGGACAGCACGGAUUCGGAUGAUUCCCGCCCGAAUAACAAGAAGCGCAGGAAAGCGGCGGUUAAGAAGGCGGGCAAAUCGUUGCCCGUGAAGGCGGAGGAAACGAUAAAGUUCGAUGAAGGAAUGCUUUUUUAGCCGGAUGCUCAGUGUUCGUAUCAAAGUUUGUUAUUUCUGAAUUCUGUUUUAUUUCUGAAUUCUGUUUUAUUUCACUUCAUGUUGUUACCUGCUUUGUGGGAUGAUAAACCCGUGAAGCGCUGUUCAGUACCUGCUUGUUAAUUGCGUACUUUUUAUUUUUGUAUAUAAUUUCAGUUGGCUCAAAAGCACACGUUUCACUGCAUCCAGAUGCCGAC